AUGGACCGGUUGGACCAACUGGCCUGUCGACCGAAUGGACCGGUUGGACCAACUGGCCUGUCGGCCGAAUGGACCGGUUGGACCAACUGGCAUGUCGGCCGAAUGGACCAGUUGGACCAACUGGCAUGUCGGCCGAAUGGACCGGUUGGACCAACUGGCCUGUUGGUCCUAUGGACCGGUUGGACCAACUGGCCUGUUGGUCCUAUGGACCGGUUGGACCAACUGGCCAGUUGGUCCUAUGGACCGAUUGGACCAACUGGCCUGUUGGUCCUAUGGACCGAUUGGACCAACUGGCAUGUUGGUGCUAUGGACCGGUUGGACCAACUGGCCUGUUGGUCCUAUGGACCGAGUGGACCAACUGGCAUGUUGGUGCUAUGGACCGAUUGGACCAACUGGCCUAUUGGUCCUAUGGACCGGUUGGACCAACUGGCCUGUUGGCCAAAUGAACCGGUUGGACCAACUGGCCUGUUGGGACUAUGGACCGGUUGGACCAACUGGCCUGUUGGUCCUAUGGACCGGUUGGACCAACUGGCAUGUUGGUCCUAUGGACCGAUUGGACCAACUGGCCUGUUGGUCCUAUGGACCGGUUGGACCAACUGGCCUGUUGGUCCUAUGGACCGGUUGGACCAACUAGCCUGUUGGUCCUAUGGACCGGUUGGACCAACUAGCAUGUUGGUCCUAAGGACCGGUUGGACCAACUGGCCUGCUGGUCCUAUGGACCGAUUGGACCAACUGGCAUGUUGGUCCUAUGGACCGGUUGGACCAACUGGCCUGUUGGUCCUAUGGACCGGUUGGACCAACUGGCAUGUUGGUACUAUGGACCGGUUGGACCAACUCGCCUGUUGGUCCUAUGGACCGGUUGGACCAACUGGCAUGUUGGUCCUAUGGACCGGUUGGACCAACUUGCCUGUUGGUCCUAUGGACCGGUUGGACCAACUGGCCUGUUGGUCCUAUGGACCGGUUGGACCAACUGGCCUGUUGGUCCUAUGGACCGGUUGGACCAACUGGCCUGUUGGUACUAUGGACCGGUUGGACCAACUGGCCUGUUGGUCCUAUGGACCGGUUGGACCAACUGGCAUGUUGGUCCUAUGGACCGGUUGGACCAACUGGCCUUUUGGCCGAAUGGACCGGUUGGACCAACUGGCAUGUUGGUCCUAUGGAUCGGUUGGACCAACUGGCAUGUUGGCCCUAUGGACCGGUUGGACCAACUGGCUUGUUGGCCGAAUGGACCGGUUGGACCAACUGGCCUGUUGGUCCUAUGGAUCGGUUGGACCAACUGGCCUGUCGGUCCUAUGGACCGGUUGGACCAACUGGCCAGUUGGUCCUGUGGACCGGUUGGACCAACUGGCCUGUUGGUCCUGUGGACCGGUUGGACCAACUGGCCUGUUGGUCCUGUGGACCGGUUGGACCAACUUGCCUGUUGGUCCUGUGGACCGGUUGGACCAACUGGCCUGUUGGUCCUGUGGACCGGUUGGACCAACUGGCCUGUUGGUCCUGUGGAACGGUUGGACCAACUGGCCUGUUGGUCCUGUGGACCGGUUGGACCAACUGGCCUGUUGGUCCUGUGGACCGGUUGGACCAACUGGCCUGUUGGUCCUGUGGACCGGUUGGACCAACUGGCCUGUUGGUCCUGUGGACCGGUUGGACCAACUGGCCUGUUGGUCCUGUGGACCGGUUGGACCAACUGGCCUGUUGGUCCUGUGGACCGGUUGGACCAACUGGCCUGUUGGUCCUGUGGACCGGUUGGACCAACUGGCCUGUUGGUCCUGUGGACCGGUUGGACCAACUGGCCUGUUGGUCCUGUGGACCGGUUGGACCAACUGGCCUGUUGGUCCUGUGGACCGGUUGGACCAAUUGACGUGUUGGUUCUAUGGACCGGCCUGUUGGCCGAAUGGACCGGCUGGACCAACAGGCCUGUUGGCCGAAUGGACCGGUUGGACCAACUGGCCUGUUGGCCGAACGGACCGGUUGGACCAACUGGCCUGUUGGUCCUAUGGACCGGUUGGACCAACUGGCAUGUUGGUCCUAUGGACCGGUUGGACCAACUGGCCUGCUGGUCCUAUGGACCGGUUGGACCAACUGGCCUGCUGGUCCUAUGGACCGGUUGGACCAACUGGCCUGCUGGUCCUAUGGACCGGUUGGACCAACUGGCCUGUUGGUCCUAUGGACCGGUUGGACCAACUGGCCUGCUGGUCCUAUGGACCGGUUGGACCAACUGGCCUGCUGGUCCUAUGGACCGGUUGGACCAACUGGCCUGUUGGUCCUAUGGACCGGUUGGACCAACUAGCCUGUUGUUCCUAUGGACCGGUUGGACCAACUGACCUUUUGGCCGAAUGGACCGGUUGGACCAACUUGCCUGUCGACCGAAUGGACCGGUUGGACCAACUGGCCUGUCGGCCGAAUGGACCGGUUGGACCAACUGGCCUGUCGGUCCUAUGGACCGGUUGGACCAACUGGCCUGUUGGCCGAAUGGACCCGUUGGACCAACUGGCCUGUUGGUCCUAUGGACCGGUUGGACCAACUGGCCUAUUGGUCCUAUGGACCGGUUGGACCAACUGGCCUGUGGGUCCUGUGGACCGGUUGGACCAACUGGCCUGUUGGUCCUGUGGACCGGUUGGACCAACUGGCCUGUUGGUCCUAUGGACCGGUUGGACCAACUGGCCUGUUGGUACUAUGGACCGGUUGGACCAACUGGCCUGUUGGUCCUAUGGACCGGUUGGACCAACUGGCAUGUUGGUCCUAUGGACCGGUUGGACCAACUGGCCUUUUGGCCGAAUGGACCGGUUGGACCAACUGGCAUGUUGGUCCUAUGGAUCGGUUGGACCAACUGGCCUGUUGGCCCUAUGGACCGGUUGGACCAACUGGCCUAUUGGCCGAAUGGACCGGUUGGACCAACUGGCCUGUUGGUCCUAUGGAUCGGUUGGACCAACUGGCAUGUUGGCCCUAUGGACCGGUUGGACCAACUGGCAUGUUGGUCCUAUGGAUCGGUUGGACCAACUGGCCUGUUGGUCCUAUGGACCGGUUGGACCAACUGGCCUGUUGGUCCUAUGGACCAGUUGGACCAACUGGCCUGUUGGUCCUGUGGACCGGUUGGACCAACUGGCCUGUUGGUCCUGUGGACCGGUUGGACCAACUGGCCUGUUGGUCCUAUGGACCGGUUGGACCAACUGGCCUGUUGGUACUAUGGACCGGUUGGACCAACUGGCCUGUUGGUCCUAUGGACCGGUUGGACCAACUGGCAUGUUGGUCCUAUGGACCGGUUGGACCAACUGGCCUUUUGGCCGAAUGGACCGGUUGGACCAACUGGCAUGUUGGUCCUAUGGAUCGGUUGGACCAACUGGCCUGUUGGCCCUAUGGACCGGUUGGACCAACUGGCCUAUUGGCCGAAUGGACCGGUUGGACCAACUGGCCUGUUGGUCCUAUGGAUCGGUUGGACCAACUGGCCUGUUGGUCCUAUGGACCGGUUGGACCAACUGGCCAGUUGGUCCUAUGGACCGGUUGGACCAACUGGCCUGUUGGUCCUGUGGACCGGUUGGACCAACUGGCCUGUUGGUCCUGUGGACCGGUUGGACCAACUGGCCUGUUGGUCCUGUGGACCGGUUGGACCAACUGGCCUGUUGGUCCUGUGGACCGGUUGGACCAACCGGCCUGUUGGUCCUGUGGACCGGUUGGACCAACCGGCCUGUUGGUCCUGUGGACCGGUUGGACCAACUGGCCUGUUGGUCCUGUGGACCGGUUGGACCAACUGGCCUGUUGGUCCUGUGGACCGGUUGGACCAACUGGCCUGUUGGUCCUGUGGACCGGUUGGACCAACUGGCCUGUUGGUCCUGUGGACCGGUUGGACCAACUGGCCUGUUGGUCCUCUGGACCGGUUGGACCAACUGGCCUGUUGGUCCUGUGGACCGGUUGGACCAACUGGCCUGUUGGUCCUGUGGACCGGUUGGACCAACUGGCCUGUUGGUCCUCUGGACCGGUUGGACCAACUGGCCUGUUGGUCCUGUGGACCGGUUGGACCAACUGGCCUGUUGGUCCUGUGGACCGGUUGGACCAACUGGCCUGUUGGUCGUAUGGACCGGUUGGACCAACUGGCCUGUUGGUCCUAUGGACCGGUUGGACCAACUGGCCUGUUGGUCCUAUGGACCGGUUGGACCAACUGGCCUGUUGGUCCUAUGGACCGGUUGGACCAACUGGCCUGUUGGUCCUAUGGACCGGUUGGACCAACUGGCCUGUUGGUCCUAUGGACCGGUUGGACCAACUGACGUGUUGGUUCUAUGGACCGGUUGGACCAACUUGCCUGUUGGUCCUAUGGACCGGUUGGACCAACUGGCAUGUCGGUCCUAUGGACCGGUUGGACCAACUGGCCUGUUGGUCCUAUGGACCGGCUGGACCAACAGGCCUGUUGGCCGAAUGGACCGGUUGGACCAACAGGCCUGUUGGCCGAAUGGACCGGUUGGACCAACUGGCCUGUUGGCCGAACGGACCUGUUGGACCAACUGGCCUGUUGGUCCUAUGGACCUGUUGGACCAACUGGCAUGUUGGUCCUAUGGACCGGUUGGACCAACUGGCCUGCUGGUCCUAUAG
Closterium sp. Naga37s-1 is the source of this 4581-nucleotide messenger RNA. The record is from the annotation of a GenBank genome assembly. NCBI's taxonomy places the organism in Eukaryota, Viridiplantae, Streptophyta, Zygnematophyceae, Desmidiales, Closteriaceae.